AUGGGAAAAGAGGGGAGGCUCCCCUCGAGUGAUGUAUGCCGCCAGCUCUCUGCUAUCCUCGUCCUUCUGCCACUCGUCUCCGGCAAGACACUCCUGCAUGUGUUAGAUACCAACAUCUCCGUCUCCGCUGUAUUCACCUUCGGGGACUCGACGGUGGACUCGGGCAACAACAACUAUAUACCGACGGCCACCAAGAGCAACUUUCCGCCUUACGGAAGGGACUUCCCCGGCCAUCAGCCAACAGGGAGGUUCUGCAACGGCCGAAUUGGGGCGGACUUCAUCGGUGAGCAAGAAAUUUUCUUGUACCUGGGAGUCGUUGUAUCGCAAUUCUUCUGGGCAUGGCCGGCUCAAGCUGGGUGUUGUCUUUGCAGCGGCUGAUCUCGGCGUAAAGGAUGAGGUGCCCCCAUAUCUGGACCGGUCUCUCAGCGUGGAGGAGCUCACGACAGGCGUCUGCUUCGGCUCUGCAGGAACAGGCUUCGAUCCUCUCACGGCAAAGAUGAGCGUACGCGUCUCUCUCUUUCUCGUUCCCCCUCUUUCUUGCUCCCUCCUUCCUCAUCGAGCAGCAACAUUCUUAGCAAGGGGAGUACGAAAGACAUACCUUUCGACGAAAAAUCUGAUAAAGAGGAACCAUCGCAGGCAGUUAUUCCGAUUACGCAACAGCUUGAGUACUUCAGAGAGUACCUCGUGAGGCUUGAUUUCGCGGUGGGGAGGGAAACAAGGGAGAAUAUUGUGAGGAGAGCCGUUUUCAUUAUUAGCGCCGGGAGCAACGAUUUCAUUCUGAACUACUUUGGGCUCACAAUCAGACGACACGAGUUCAGCGUUGAAGACUACGGGAGAUUUAUCCGGCGAAUCCAAUGGGAGUUCCUCAAGGUUCUGCUUCCGUUUAAUCCUACUCAGUUUUUCCUUUCUUUAUAGGAACAUAUUCUGAAAUAUAUUCCUGACGAAUUAUCUAAUUUGGGGGGGAUUUUUUAGAAAGUUUUUAAACAAUCCGAAUAAUUUCUUUGGCGUGUUUUCUUGAGUUUAUUUUGAGCUGAUAGGGACAGAUGAAACGUGAGAGACGGAGUGAGGAGUCAAAGACAGCCAGGAAACGAGCGAGAUAGAGGGGUGGGGAGAGAGAGAGAGAGAGAGAGCUGCAACUUCCAGCCACAAAUUCCGAGGAAGCGAAUUAGUGCUAUCAAUUUGGUUCGCGUUGUGCAGGAAUUAGAGAGUCUUGGGGCCCGCAGAAUCGCUCUGUUGGGUCUUCCUCCCUUAGGUUGUCUGCCGAUGGUGAUCUCCCUCAACUCAGAUGGACUCCAUACCCGGCGCUGCAUCCCCGAGAUCAACGCUGUGGCAAGGGAUUAUAAUGCCAACCUUCAACUGGAGCUGGCGAGUCGCCCCAUUUCUGCCGCCCCUGCCGCCAACAUUGUCUACGUAGACAUCUACAACCCGACGAUGCAAUUGCUGCGCCGCCCCUGGCAGUUUGGUGAGCACCGCCGGUUAUGAUUGAUCUACACCUGCUCUAAAACUCUGGCCUAAUCGACAUGCUUCCUCGUGACGAGAGAAUAGGGUUCGAGGAGACGACGAAGGGGUGCUGCGGGACGGGGCUGGUGGAACUUGGUGUGCUAUGCAACCCCAAGUCGGUGACUUGCCCGGACGCCUCCAAGUACCUCUUCUGGGACUCUGUUCACCCAUCGGAGAAGACCUACGCCCUCAUCGCUGUUGCUUUCCGCCCCGCCUUCUCCCGCCUCCUACAGGAAGAAUAA
This is a messenger RNA of Spirodela intermedia, 1742 nucleotides long. The record is from the annotation of a GenBank genome assembly. Lineage: Eukaryota; Viridiplantae; Streptophyta; Magnoliopsida; Alismatales; Araceae.